AUGGCGUUCUUAUUCUACAUUCCCCGUGGAGUUUGGACCAUCUUCUCCUCCUAUAGCGGUCUCGCCUUGGCUGAUCUCAUGACCGCAGCAAGAAAAUCAGCCAAGACUGGAGCGGACGAUCCUUAUAUCCCAGCAGUUGCAACCACUAUUCAAAAGGUCCACGCAUCGAAAGUGGUUCGAUAUGGAUCGGGUCUUUUCAAUCUCUACAUCAUAAUGAAGGUAGCAUUCUGUGAUUUAACGGUCCGCGAAAUGGGUAAUGUAAAUAACUGGACCGUUCAAUGUGUGCUGAUGGUGAACAUGUUUAAUGAAAAGAUAUUCAUUUUCCUGUGGUUCUGGUUCGCCAUGUUACUCUUCUGCACUUUCAUCAAUCUUUGCGUAAUAAUUCGUCGACGAUACAGCAAAGCAGCUCGGGAAACCUUCCUCUAUAACGUUUUG
Molecule: messenger RNA, 435 nt
Organism: Cooperia oncophora
Lineage: Eukaryota; Metazoa; Nematoda; Chromadorea; Rhabditida; Trichostrongylidae
Source: the annotation of a GenBank genome assembly